Messenger RNA from Gongylonema pulchrum, 204 nucleotides. NCBI's taxonomy places the organism in Eukaryota, Metazoa, Nematoda, Chromadorea, Rhabditida, Gongylonematidae. The record is from the annotation of a GenBank genome assembly.
AUGGUAGUAAUGAAAAUCACCUACUUAAUGGCAUCAUCGCUGUCAAUUCAGCUGCUCAAGGUGAUGGGUCAUGAUAUGACAAUCUGUGAAGUCACUUUCACGCUUGAACGUUUAGUUCAGAGGCGACGUCGGCAGGAUAAAUCCGGAAGCCAUGUCCAACAGCAACAAUUCACGAAAAUCGAUAUAUUGAUUGAAAUAAAAUGA